AUGAUCAACAACAUCGCCUCCAAUUUUCUACAUGCCUUAAGAGGAAGGUCCGCCAAUGUCUUCAGGUCCCAAGCGAUUUGUCGGAAUCUGUCAAGUUGCGUCAAGAUCAUUUUACUCAGCGACGCCAAUAUGAGGACUGCCGCUGUUCUGAGUCUGCUCGCCGCAGCCGAUCUCAUCGCUGCCUCUCCACUGCAGUGGCUCUGGUUGUCGAACAAGCGACAGGUAGAGUCGCAAAUGAACGACGUUGACAUCCUGCGCUACGCCUUGACGCUCGAGCACCUCGAAGACAAGUUCUACCGCGAAGGCCUCGCCAACUUCACCAAGGCAGACUUCCGCGCUGCAGGCUAUGACAACUCGUUCUACAAGAACGUCAAGGCCAUCAGCGCUCACGAGACAGCGCAUGUCGAGUUCCUGACAGCGGGUCUGGAAGCCGCUGGCGUCAAGCCCGUCGCCGAAUGCAAGUAUGCCUUUGGCAUCGAUUCCGUCGACGCAUUCGUCGCUACCGCCAGCGUUCUGGAAGGUGUGGGUACCUCCGCCUAUCUAGGUGCCGCGAAGCAGAUCUCCAACAAAGCCUACUUGACCGCCGCCGGCAGCAUCUUGACCGUCGAAGCCCGGCACAGCGCCUACCUGCGCGCCAACUUGCCCCAGAGCCCUUUCGCGCAAUCCCAAGACAACCCCCUGACACCAGAUGAAGUCCAUACUAUGGCCUCCGGCUUCAUCGUUUCGUGUCCCAAGGGCAACCCGACUUUUCCGAUCAAAGCCUUCCCGGGCUUGACCGUCACAACAACCGGCAAGAUCAGGGCCGGCGACCAGAUCACACUCGUCACCAACCGAUACGUCCUCGCGGCCGGAGCGAAAGGGGCGAAGUUGCAUGCAGUCUUCGUUACUGCGAAUGGGCCUGUGCACGCGCAGAUGAAGGCGAAGAAGGAUGGGAUGACGUUCACUGUUACGAUUCCGGAGCGUGUUCACGGGCAGAGUUAUUUGCUGUUGAGUAACUGCGAUGAGGCUGCGACGAGUGUGCCUGAUGAGACUGUGGUCGCUGGACCGACGUAUUUGGAGAUUAAGUGA
Molecule: messenger RNA, 1068 nt
Organism: Saxophila tyrrhenica
Lineage: Eukaryota; Fungi; Ascomycota; Dothideomycetes; Mycosphaerellales; Extremaceae
Exons: 2
Coding region: 1-1068 (355 amino acids)
Source: RefSeq, a predicted model, not a curated record